Molecule: messenger RNA, 3824 nt
Organism: Calidris pugnax (ruff)
Lineage: Eukaryota; Metazoa; Chordata; Aves; Charadriiformes; Scolopacidae
Gene: KIF6
Product: kinesin family member 6
Exons: 22
Coding region: 1-2376 (791 amino acids)
Biological process (GO): microtubule-based movement; mitotic spindle organization
Molecular function (GO): microtubule motor activity; ATP binding; microtubule binding
Source: RefSeq, a predicted model, not a curated record
AUGGUGAAGGAGACGGUCCGGGUGUACGCGCGGGUGAAGCCGCUGGGCAGGCGGCAGCAGGCGGGGAUUUAUUCAGUUGAUGAUGAUGAGAAACCUCUGUCCAGUCUGGAGAUCACUGUGCCACGUGAUUUAGCAGAUGGGUUCAUCAAUAAUAAACGGGAGAGCUACAGGUUCAAAUUUCAGAAAAUUUUUGAUCAAGAAGCAAAACAAGAUGUGGUUUUUGACAGCAUUGCCAGACCAGUAGCAGAAUGUGUUUUGGCAGGAUAUAAUGGCACUAUCUUUGCAUAUGGUCAGACAGGCAGUGGCAAAACUUUUACCAUCACAGGAGGAGCAGAACGUUACAGUGAUAGAGGCAUUAUUCCCAGGACUCUAUCUUAUAUUUUUGAUCAACUUCAGAAGGACAGCAGUAAAGUGUAUACAACUCAUGUUUCCUACUUAGAAAUCUACAAUGAAUGUGGUUACGAUCUCCUGGACCCAAGACAUGAGGCCUCCAGAUUGGAAGAUUUGCCAAAAGUGACAAUAAUGGAAGACUCUGAUCAGAACAUUCAUCUGAAAAACUUGUCUCUUCAGCAAGCAACCAAUGAAGAGGAAGCCUUAAACCUGCUCUUCUUGGGAGACACCAAUAGAAUGAUCGCUGAGACACCAAUGAAUCAAGCUUCAACCCGAUCUCACUGCAUUUUCACUAUUCACAUCUCCAGCAAGGAACCUGGAUCUGCAACUAUCCGACGCUCCAAGUUACACUUAGUAGACCUUGCUGGAUCAGAGCGUGUUGCAAAGACUGGAGUUGGAGGUCACUUAUUGACAGAAGCCAAAUAUAUCAACCUAUCGCUACAUUAUUUGGAACAGGUGAUAAUUGCCCUUGCAGAGAAAAACCGGUCCCACAUUCCUUACCGAAACUCUAUGAUGACCUCAGUGCUAAGAGACAGCCUGGGAGGAAACUGCAUGACUACCAUGAUAGCAACGCUCUCUAUAGACAAAAGAAACAUAGAUGAAUCUAUAUCAACCUGCAGAUUUGCACAACGAGUUGCUCUUAUUAAGAAUGAAGCAGUUCUUAAUGAAGAAAUUGACCCCAGAUUGAUGAUUGUCCAGCUGCAAAAGGAGAUCCAGGAGUUGAAGGAUGAGCUGGCGCUGGUGACUGGCAAGCAAAGAACGUCAGAGCUUUCACAAGAAGAGCUACUUCAGUUGGAUGAGUUAAUUGAAACAUUUCUCAAAGAUAACGAUCCUGAUAGCCCUCUGGAUGUUGGUGCUGACAUGCGCAAGAUCAAGUAUUGCUUCAUUCAUAUGAAGGAACUAAUGAAUCAUUCAAAGAUUUCUGAUAAAAAACUGCAAUCACAACACAUCUCUGAAGAAAAAGACACUAACAAAGAAGCAGGAGAAGAAGAAUUGAAAAAACUGAAAGAAUUAUUGUGGCAAAGAGACAAUGAAAUCAAUAUUCUGGUAAAUAUGCUAAAAAAGGAAAAAAAGAAAGCACAAGAUGCUCUUUUCCAGCUUAAGGCUGCCUCUGCUGGUUCUAUAGAAAGAGACUGCUCCGAGACUGUAAACUUGGAAGAAAGUCAGAGCCCAUCAAGCUGUUUUAUUCUGAAAGAGGCAAAAGAUUUCAACUCUUCACUUCACAGACUACCUUUCCUUUCCAGAGAAACAGGAGGAAGGAUGUCACUUGGAUGUCAGGAAGCUUUUGAAGUUUUCAAGCAGGAGCAUGCUGACAGUAUAACUAUUGAGGACAACAAACAGCUUUUAAAACAGAGAUUUGCUGAAGCUAAAUACCUUGGAGAAAAGUUAAAUGAAGUGAGAAAUAAAAUAAACCAUCUGAAAGGAGAAAUAACCCAGAGGCACAUUCAGAGGGCGGCUCUAGCUGUUUCCAGUCCUUCUGAAGAGCUAAAUAUGCUUGAUCCAGUAGAAGAGAAACUUCGAAAGCAAAUUGAAGAAGAAAAAAAAAGUUAUAAAACAAUGUUCAAUCGCUUGAGAGGGCUGAAGGUAGAGAUUGAGCACCUGCAGCUUCUUAUGGAAAAAGUCAAAAUGAAGCUGCGAAAAGACUUUGAAGUCUGGUGGUCUGAAGAGGCAAUAAAUCUACAGCAGGAAAAGCCAGAGAUGGUUAUCUCACCAAAUACCACAACUGUUUAUCCCCAGUUUAUCAAAUCCUCACAACAUCUAUCAACUAACAGUUUUUCAGAGACCACAAGAAUCAGCCCUGAUGAAGAUCCAGCUGGGAAAAACAAUUCAACCAGUUCUAGUAAUCCUACUUUAAAAACAAGGACCCCACCAAGUUCAAGUACAUCUGUUCCUCUGACUGGAGACAGCCAGGCUGAUGCUGACAUCCUAGCUUUCAUUAAAGCAAGACAGAACAUCCUGCAAAAGAAAGGCUUGGGGAACAAAUAACAUUCCUGUUGAAGUCCACUAUUUCCUUUUAGAAAUAAAGACCUUUAUUCUUUGCUCUCCUCUUCUGUUCAGAAACAGGUACAAAUAACUACCUUAGAUGUACAGAUUUAAUUGUUACAGAUACAGAAGUUAUUUGUCUUUGACAACAAAAUCAGUUUCUCCAGGGAAUGAUAUUUCAAUAUUUGCACUUGGUAUCUUCAGCUCGCAUUAAGAUUAAACAAAACUAAAAUAACUAAUCAGGAGUUUGCCAAAUAUGUUUGUUUAUUGUGAAUACAUUGUAUGUUUUCUAAAAGUUAAAAUUAUCUAAUGUAUUAAUGCUCUUCUACAUCUUUAAUCCAGGGAACACUUAUUACUACUGAUGGUAAUUUUAUUUGCAUGGAUUUGCAUCAGGCUUUAUUAAUUACAUCUAGCUGGCAUCCAGAGAUGUCUGUGCAAAAAUAGUUAUUUGAGUUACAAAAGUCUAUAAAGUUACAUUUGAGACCUUUUGCUGAUUUUUAAUUUUUUCACCAAGAAGUAGUAGGUUUUGUAUCAGAUUAUUAGAAUAAUGAGAUUUAAUUGUAAUAUGAAAAUAAUUUUUUAGUAGAAAGUAAUUAAGUCUAAAUUUCCCAACUGUUUUUUUUCAUUUGAAUACAUUAAAUGUUGUACAAAAUAUGCAACCACCCGGAAUAUACAAAUUUCAGAAGAAACAAUGACACUUGAUAGGUGUAAAGUAAAACAGGACAAAUAGUUGUAAAAUACAAAUAAGAUGUGAAAAUUUAAAUGCAGUUUUAUAUUAUAUACAACAUAAGUUCACUAUUGACUCAGUACUAAUUUAUAGUAUAAUAUCCAGUUAUGCAAUGACUUUUUUGGACUAAAACAAAUCAGAAAAUGCAAUGUAAAAUACAGUCUAUUUCUCUGAGAUAUACAGACUUCCAGGUUGAAGACAUCAUUUUUCAUGCUAGUGAUAAGCUUAUAGUAAUGCAUUUAAAAAGGUUUGGGUUGUUUGCAUAAAAGAAAAGCAAUAUAUCGGCAGAAAUCACACUUCAUUGUCAAGAAUGUGUAUUUCCUUAAGCUGCUGAUACUUAAUUCUGUGGCAAAUUCAUAAUUAUUCCAAAGUACUUGGAGAAUUGGUAUGUUCAAACCUACAGAAGGUAUUUAUUUAACAAAUUAACAACUAAGAUGCAAUCAAGAAGUAUUAGUUAUACCUUUUUCUACAUUUUAAUUUUCUGUAAAAGUUAGCACAGCUACCACAUAAAUUGGUAAGCUUUAUGCAGAAUUUAGGAUGUACAGGGUGAGAUAUAAGUCAGAUUUACUGUUGCUUUGGGAAGAGAGAGUUCAAGGAUUUGAUCAGAGAUGGGAAAAUCCACAGGUCUUCCCCCUUUUGUAUGUCUGCUUUGUUGGAGAUUAUAUUAAAAUGUCCUUCUUCUGCUAGAAUCUUUUUCUGUCUGUAUUUAUUUUUCUUCUUCUUA